Lactuca saligna is the source of this 3055-nucleotide messenger RNA. Lineage: Eukaryota; Viridiplantae; Streptophyta; Magnoliopsida; Asterales; Asteraceae. The record is from the annotation of a GenBank genome assembly.
AAAAUAUUGGAACAAUGUCAUUCACUUUACUAACUAAUCACCAUGUGAGGUUCUGACAACUCUAUCUCUCUCUCUCUCUCUCUAGCUCUCUCUUUCAUAUACUUGUAUCUCACUUGAUAUUUGGCGGAUUCCAAUUGGUUCUUUAAUUUGAGAGCUGGAUCGGUAAAUGGCAACUUCUUCAUCAAGAGGAAGAAGUAGUUCACCUUUCCACCACCGGAAGCCAUCAAGUCCUUUUUCUUCAGCUUCAUCAACGUCUUCUUUUAAUAAGCAGCUCAUUCCUCGCUCCUGCUCCUCUUCCGCAACUACGUCGUUCUACGGGGCUUCUGGUAACGGUUACGGUUCCAGAUCCAUUACUCCCGGUGGGGCUAGGUCGGAUUCGAUGUAUUCUAAAGGAGGUUAUGGAGGUCGGUCACCGGUCGGUUUUCCGUCUGUUGAUGAGCUUAUUGGAGAGCCGGGUGAUAGUAUGCCGAGAUCGGGAGGAGGUGAUAGCAUUUCUGUAACGAUUCGGUUUCGGCCGUUGAGUGAACGAGAGUAUCAGAGAGGAGACGAGAUUUCUUGGUACGCUGACGGAGAUAAGCUUGUUCGAAACGAGUACAAUCCAGUUACCUCCUAUGCAUUUGAUAGAGUUUUUGGACCCUCUGCUGUCACUCAGGAAGUGUAUGAAGUAGCUGCUCGACCUGUUGUGAAGAAUGCUAUGGAAGGAGUAAACGGCACUGUCUUUGCUUAUGGUGUUACAAGUAGUGGGAAGACACAUACAAUGCACGGUGAUCACCAUUCUCCUGGAAUAAUACCACUGGCUAUAAAGGAUGUUUUCAGCAUUAUUCAGGAUACUCCAGGAAGGGAGUUCUUGUUGCGUGUAUCAUAUCUUGAGAUCUACAAUGAGGUCAUCAAUGAUUUGCUCGAUCCAACUGGACAAAAUCUUCGUGUUCGAGAAGAUGCACAGGGUACAUACGUUGAGGGUAUAAAGGAAGAGGUUGUUUUAUCCCCUGGGCAUGCCCUUUCUUUUAUUGCUGCUGGUGAAGAACAUCGCCAUGUUGGUUCUAAUAAUUUUAAUCUGCUUAGUAGCCGUAGCCACACAAUAUUUACUCUGAUGAUUGAAAGCAGUGCCCAUGGUGAUGAAUAUGAUGGUGUAAUAUUUUCCCAACUUAAUCUAAUUGAUCUUGCGGGAUCAGAAAGCUCAAAAACUGAAACAACUGGAUUGAGGAGAAAGGAAGGAUCUUACAUAAACAAAAGUCUUCUAACACUUGGAACUGUAAUUGGAAAGCUUAGUGAGGGGAAGGCUUCUCAUGUUCCAUAUAGAGAUUCCAAGCUUACUCGCCUACUACAGUCUUCAUUGAGUGGCCAUGGACAUGUUUCACUUAUCUGCACCAUAACUCCAGCUUCUAGUAACAUGGAGGAGACACACAAUACAUUAAAAUUUGCAAGUAGGGCAAAGCGUGUUGAAAUCUAUGCUUCUCGGAACAAGAUUAUUGAUGAGAAGUCUUUGAUUAAGAAGUACCAAAGAGAAAUAUCAGUUCUGAAACAAGAGCUUGAUCAGUUAAGACGUGGGAUGCUUGUAGGUGUUAAUCCCGAAGAGAUAAUGACCUUAAAACAAAAGUUAGAAGAAGGACAAGUAAAGAUGCAGUCACGUUUGGAGGAAGAGGAAGAAGCUAAAGCAGCUUUAAUGAGUAGAAUUCAAAGGCUCACAAAACUAAUACUUGUUUCUUCAAAAAACACAAUUCCUGGGUUAACUCAUCAAAGGAGUUUCUCUGCCAAUGAGGAGGAUAAUAGUUCUCUGCUAUUGCAAAGUGAUAAUCUGAAUGAUACUCCAUCAGAAAUGUCUCAUGAACUCAAACACAGAAGAAAUUCCAGUAACUUAUCAGCUGCAGGUAGCACUAUCACUGAGUCAACUCAAAUGGGUGACCUUGUUGGUGGUGGAAAACUGGGUGUAAUCUCGAUAGAUCAAAUGGAUCUUUUAGUGGAGCAAGUUAAAAUGCUUGCAGGAGAGAUAGCAUUCAGUUCAAGUACAAUGAAGCGUUUAAUGGAACAGUCUGCAAAUGAUCCCGAAAGCUCAAAAACUCAAAUAGAAAAUUUGGAACGUGAAAUUGAAGAAAAGAGAAGGCAAAUGAGGGUCUUGGAGAAACAGAUUAUUGAAAGUAAUGAAGCUUCAAUUUCUAAUACAUCAUUGGCUGAUAUGCAGCAGACAAUGAUGAGAUUGAUGACACAAUGUGAUGAAAAGGGUUUUGAGUUAGAGAUAAAGUCAGCAGACAAUCGCAUCCUCCAGGAACAAUUGCAGACCAAGUGUAUAGAAAAUAAAGAACUGCAAGAGAGAAUCACACUGCUGGAACAACAACUGGCUGUAGCCAAUAAUGAGAAAUCCCAGUCAUCAACUGGACAGAAUGUAUCUGAAGAAUACAUCAACGAGCUAAGAAAGAAAAUUCAGAUGCAGGAGGUAAAGAACGAGAAACUAAAACUGGAGCACGUUCAUAUACUAGAAGAAAACAGUGGAUUAUCAGUACAAAACCAAAAGCUAUCAGAAGAAGCAUCUUACGCAAAAGAACUAGCAUCUGCUGCAGCUGUUGAACUAAAAAAUCUAGCUGGCGAAGUCACCAAACUCUCGCUACAAAAUGCAAAACUUGAAAAAGAAUUAGUCACAGCUCGUAGUAAUAACCGAAAAUAUAACAACGACACCACCACAAAACCCGGUCGAAACGGAAACGGAAACGGAAACGGACGGUCGUUAUCUGGUUCUGGUCGGGUCAAUGACUUUGACCUUGACCCAGAAGAUCUGAGAAGGGAACUAAACGUAAGGAAACAUAGGGAAGCGAGCCUUGAAGCUGCAUUGGCUGAAAAGGAAAUCAUAGAAGAUGAAUACAGGAAAAAAGUUGAGGAGAUGAAGAAGAAAGAAGGGGCAUUGGAGAAUGAUCUAGCAAAUAUGUGGGUUCUUGUUGCUCAGUUGAAACGAGAAGCAGGAGGAGUUGUUACUGAAGAUAAUGUUGUUAACAGAAGAGCCCCUUGUUGCUCGUUUGAAGGCUCGAAUGCAAGAGAUGAAGGAGAAAGAGCUAAAUUACAAUAA